UUCACCUGCUGUAGGUGGCUCUGACUGCUCAGUAUUAGGUGCUUGUCUGUAGCUACACUUUACCUGUGGGAGUAUCUCUGUCACCAUUCUUCACCUUUGGACUGUAAGCAGAGUUUAUUUGUGUCUGGAAGACUUGGACUUUAUCCUGAUUAUUUCCUGGUCAUGCUCACAUGCUGGAUCGCCUGCAUCACAGCGAGCAAAAACAACACGACUCCAUGUUCCUGAACUCACUCUACAUCUCUGAUUCACACAAGAGAUAAAGCUGGAUUUUCUAUUUGUUUUAGAUUUUGAUUGAAAGCUCUUUACCUGUGAAGGUUGUGAUUGUCACUGUGAGUGUUAGCGGCGCCUGCACAUUGAGGCAACAUGAUGGAAGAGGUGUCCAUGACGAUGGCAUACGAUGCCGACACUUUGGAGCAGCUGAGCGAAGAGGAGAUCCUGGCCUGCCUGGUGGAAGAAACUGGACCAAAAUUCACAGUUCCCUCAAAGAAAGAGAGCCGGCUUCAGCUGAUGGAUGAUGAAGAGCCUUUGGACAAAUACCUCGUCAGAAAUCCUUCACUCACCACAAACAGAUACAUUAAAGUCAUUCCACUGAUAAAAAUGUCGACAUUCUGUUUAUCCCUGAUGGAUUUUCCUGUGUUUUUGCAGAAGGAGAACUAUGUGUUGCAGCAGACGAGCCUCCGUCUGGAGCAGGAGAACGACAGCCUCGCUCACAGACUGAUCACCAGCAAGAUAGCCUUGAAGAACGCUCUGGACCAGGCGGAGGACCGAGUGGACGAACUCACCAAAGACCUUCUUCAGACCAGACACCAUCUGCAGGCGACAGAAGAGGAGAAGAGAGGGACAGAGGAGGAAGCUGAAGUGGCGAAGGAAGUGUUUAGAAGAGAGCUGCAGAAGACUGAGCAGGAAGUCAGGAGGUCGUCUGGUGUCAUUGCGGACUACAAACAGAUCUGCUCUCAGCUGACAAGCCGUCUGGAGAGGCAGCAGGCCGCCCACAGAGAAGAGUUAGACUCACUCAAGAGUGCAGUGAAGGCUUGCUCACGCUGUCGACACCUCGUAGAAUCAGAAGCAGCAAUUGAAGGCCACGGGAAUACUGAACCAGGCCAGGAAGAGGACGACACAAAAAAGGAAGAGCAGAGGAGGGUGGAAAAGGAGAAGGAGUCCCUCUGGGCCGAAGUCAAGGAGCUGGAGCAGGAGUUGGCCAGGACCAAAGUCCAUAUGGUGGAGUCCAAGUGCAAGAUCCAGGAGCUGGAGCACCAGAAGGGAAUCCUGGCCAACGAUCUCCAGGAAGCGAAGAACAGCUGGAUCAGCAAGGCCUUCACCUCCCUGCGGACGCCCAGCGCAGGGGGACUUCACAGCAUCAGCUUACCCAGAGAAGGAGCUCCCUCAGUGGUGUGGAACCUCCGCAGAGGCUCCCUGUCUGAGUGGAGCGCCAAGAAGCUGUCGUGGCCUCACAGAAACAAACAAGAACAUCUCUAAAAGCUUGGACUGUGAAUUUGCAGACUGCUAAAAGUGGAAACAAUUGAAGGAUCAGACCUCAGAGUAUUUAUUCACAAUGUGAUGUGCAAUGUGUGGUCAGUGCGUAGCUGCUGUUGUGUACCAUAGGGCAGUGUAAAGCAUGAACACUUUCCAACUACUGAACACACUAGUGCAUUUGUUCCUUUGUAAACCAAAUGUGCCAUGUGAGUUAUUUGUACAUAAUUAUGUUCUUUGUAAAACAACAUUAAAGCAGGUAUGACUUAAGAAAAUGUUUGUGUAUGACGUAAGGAAACCUGACUCAUUAUUAGAAACGAAACACUUCUUUCUCAAAUAGUUU
This is a messenger RNA of Notothenia coriiceps (black rockcod), 1813 nucleotides long. Its product is annotated as rab GTPase-activating protein 1-like, isoform 10. The record is from RefSeq and is a predicted model, not a curated record. The transcript is spliced from 7 exons. Lineage: Eukaryota; Metazoa; Chordata; Actinopteri; Perciformes; Nototheniidae. Bases 364 to 1476 code for a protein of 370 amino acids.